UAAAAAUAUCUGUGGUCUGUAAUCCGGCUAUUCCGGGUUAUUCAGUAAAAUUGUGCUUAUUUUUAAUUUAUUAUUUUAUUACUCUUGUAAUUGAAAUAUUAUUAUAAAUAUUAUAAUAUACUAAAUUAAUAAAGUUAUUUAAUAUUUAAAAUAUGAUACAUAUUAGUUAUGUUUAACAGGCCAUCAAUAUUCAAAUGUUUUGAAAUUUGCUGAGAAACAGUAUCUUUUUACAGAAAGGACAAGAGUUAUUAAAAAGAAAGUCAAUUGUAUAAAGUGUGUACAUUUCCAUCAUAUCCAUGUAUUCAUUAUUGUGUAAGACACUACCUUUUAACACUAUAAGUGUAAAGAGUGCUAGAGGCAUUAGUUUAACAUUAUUCAAUAAGAAACAAACUAUUGAUCGCUCAAAAGUGCCUAUUAUAAAUGAAAAUGAACUUGAAGAAAUGUUUGUUAAAGGUAGUGGCCCUGGUGGAUCAGCAGUUAAUAAGAAUGCUAAUUGUGUUGUAUUAAAACAUAAACCAACUGGCAUUGUAAUUAAAUGUCAUGAAUCAAGAUGUGUUGAAGAUAACAGAAAAAUUGCUAGAGAUAAACUAGCUAUAAAAUUAGAUGUAAUAGAAAAUGGUGAUGAAUCGGUCGAAGCACAAAAAAAAGCCAUUAUGGAAAAAAAGAAUGCUCAAAAGGAAUGGAAACGGAAAAAAUUAGAAACAUUGAAAAGAGAUUGGAUUGAAAGAGAAAGUAGUUUUAAACCUUAAAUUAUUAAAAAUUCAUAACUAUUAGUUUAGUAUUUGAGGUGUAAUAUACUAAUAUGUUGAAAACUUAAUUAACUAUAAAUGUUAUAUCAAAUUAAAAGUAAAUACACAUUAUGCAAUAUGCAUUUAUUAAUUGGUAUUGUUUUGUUUAGUUUUAAUGAGUAAAAUGUAAUAAAUAUAAUUGAUUAACAAUGUA
Messenger RNA from Aphis gossypii (cotton aphid), 942 nucleotides. Its product is annotated as mitochondrial translation release factor in rescue. The transcript is spliced from 2 exons. The record is from RefSeq and is a predicted model, not a curated record. Gene Ontology annotation, molecular function: translation release factor activity. Gene Ontology annotation, cellular component: mitochondrion. NCBI's taxonomy places the organism in Eukaryota, Metazoa, Arthropoda, Insecta, Hemiptera, Aphididae. Gene Ontology annotation, biological process: translational termination. The coding region runs from base 297 to 749 and encodes 150 amino acids.